AUGGGUGGUUCGGACGAGUUUCUCCAAGCAGAAAUUGCGGGCGGUGUCCGGAGAUCAAUUGAAGUGGAGGUUUCGAUUUAUUCACUGAAAGACUAUAAAAGAAUGCUUGUUCCUGAUCAAGUAAACCCGUGGUACGCUGCUCUCCUGACUGCUGGUGGAGUCAUCGGUUACCUGAAAGCUGGUUCCGUUCCAUCACUGAUUGCUGGUGCAGGCAGUGGUGCUAUUGUGGCUGCUUUCACUUUCCUGGACUUGCCAUAUAAAACACUAGCUGUUGCUGGUGUUUCUGGUGUAUUAACAUACGUUAUGGGUAUGCGAUUUGCUAACUCUCACAAAAUUAUGCCCGCUGGUGUAAUAGCAGCAGCAAGUGUAUGCGCUCUAGUUGUUCAGCUAGUACAUAUGCAUAGGACAAAUAGCCUACAAUGA
Molecule: messenger RNA, 423 nt
Organism: Haemonchus placei
Lineage: Eukaryota; Metazoa; Nematoda; Chromadorea; Rhabditida; Trichostrongylidae
Source: the annotation of a GenBank genome assembly